AUGGAGCACACUUCGACACAACGUUCACAAAUUGACGACAAUCAAGAUGAUGAGGGUGAGUUUGUCAUCGGAGACUACCUCGAUUUACCGGGAGAACAGAAGGAGAUUAGAGCAAUAUUCGACGAUAUUGUUGAACGCGCAAGGUCGAACAAGCUCAAUCUUGGUGACGAGGCGAACCGGCGAAGGUUUCGGAAAGAGAAUGGCGGCCAAUGGUUGUUGAAUGCUGAGGACAACAAGUCGCUUCUCCACUUGCUUGCCUACAGUUCCGCCAGUAGAGACUGCCUCCUCCUUUCGUUCAUGCUUAUUAACGAAGAUUCCGAUAUCCUAUCCUGGCAGGAUGACUAUAAGAGGACACCAUUUCAUGCUGCAAUAUCUCGAAAAAACUACAUCUGGUUGUUCCACGUCGGCGAUUACAUCUGUGCUCAAAAAGGCUGGGAUCUCGACAAUUUCUUACGUGUCACCUCCGAUGACACUGGAAACUGUUUGCAUGCGGCGUUCAAGCUUGCCUCUCCUGAGUUGAAAUACUACGUUAAAGCAAUCAGCUUAAUGGUCGAUCACGCCUCGAGAAGUACGCUGAGGAGCCAGGAUGAAAGGGGAUAUACUCCACUUCACCAUGCUGUUGCAUUCAAAAACUGCACCAAAGACCAAGUUCAAAUCGUCCAAAAGCUUCUUGAACGUGAAGGCAAGGCUCUUGAUUGUGUCACAGCUGGUCCGAAAAGAAUGUCGCCUUACCAGUAUCACGUAUCGACUCGGCACGAGGCCCAGCCACGUGCACAGGAUGAGUUCCCGACUCAACCCCAGGAUGAGUUCCCGACUCAACCCCAGGAUGAGUUCCAAGCUAGCCAGCCUUUCCUACAUGGAAACAUUCAGCCAGAUACUGGACUACAGAAGUUGGCAAUUAGAGGCGACGUGAUCGACAACGUGACUUCGAGCCCUCUGGGUAUCGACUCUGGUACGGGCGCAUCGAAACUCCCGAGUCUUGAGAUGCCAACCAUAUACAAUGUCGGGCAGCCCAAGAAAACGCAACCAUCGCUGGAAAUUGACCAACCUAGAAGCUCGGUCGUUCCAACUGCCGGUCCUAUGGCUUCACUGCAAGCUGAUAGCAGUAGCACGCUGAAAUCCAUGGACAAGCUACUGCUGAGACCCAAGGUGUUAGACACAGCUCUUAGGACGGGAGGGGGAAUCCAGGCGCAUCCGCUUUUAUCUCAGUCAAUUCCAUUCAAAGAGAGGAGGGGCUCCAUCACCAGCACAACAUUGGUCACUGAGGAAAGUGCGGACGAAAUGAAACGGAUGCUGGAGCUCUAUUGCCUGCGCAACAGAAGUCCUGCACAAGCUUCCAAGAUUCUUUAUGGCAGGAACGUUGACGACAAGCAGAUAUGUUUCGAAUAUUUUGAAGCCCCGGAGGAGAUUGUCGCCAAAGAUUUCAAAAUAACCUUCAACCAUGUGCAUUUUAACAAUAUCUUGCAGUAUGUCGCCAUUCCUCACAUCAAGGUCGAUCUCGACGACAACGAAGCAAAGUCUGUCGCUGGCCCGGGACGAAGAGAUGCUGUAUUCUUCCUCCGUUGGCUGAGAGGAAGAGGAGUAAAGCAAGUCCUCCGGGUCAUUGUUGAUGACCUUCCGCAGUCAGGCCCACUGCCAGCCCAUGAUGACGAGACGAUCGAAGAAGUCUUGAACGGAUUAGGUGUGGAAGAGCUUGACUGGAAAAAGUUGGAUCUAUGCCCCGAAACCAUCGGAUGUGUUGGCACCCAAUUGGAAAAAGUGCAUCUUUACUGGGGUGGGAGUAACGCCGUUCUUCGAGGAUGGAGCGAACAAAGUGGUCUUGCAGCUUUGGAUCACCUCACAAAUAAACCUCGAAUGAAACAGAAAGAUGGACGGACGAGUCGACAAAGUGAGAAUAUCAAGAAAUUCCAGCAGAGACUUGAGACCUACACUCGAGAAAAGAAGAUCAAGGUCCGCGUAGUUGAUGACCAGCGGUAUUUGAAACGGGGAGAAAUAAUGCCGCCUAGUAGAACUGGAGAUGAUACCGAAGCUGAACCACACAGGUGGAUCGAGUCCAUGAAGCAGUUCGCCGAGGUCAUUAUCAAUAUGCCUCAUCCGAACACGGACGACAAGAAAAUCCCCCCACAACUUAAACAAGACAUCAAAAUUGCAAUAAUCGACGACGGAGCCGAUAUCUCCCAGCUCCAGCUCAGGGGCAAUGUCGUGGGUGGACAAACGCUAUAUCAGGAAGAAAACAGACAGCACCCCUAUUGGUUCAGCAGCUCAGGCCACGGCACUGCAAUGGCCUCAUUGGUACAGCAAGUGUUUCCCCUCGUGAAGCUUUACAUUUUCCGCUUGGAAUCUCACUUCUCUGAAAGCGGAAAUAAGCUCAGCAUCAAAUCCGAAACCGCUGCCAUCAAACUUGCCAUCGCUCAUCAUGUUGACAUAAUAUCAAUGUCAUGGUCGCUACAACCAAAGGAUGACGACGAAGAAACUCGAAAGAGUCUCGAAGAUGCGGUGGGGGAGGCGUUCAACAACCAUAUCCUCAUGUUCUGUUCCGCGGCUGACGCAGGAGACACCAAAAAGGACAGCUACCCAAGCUACUAUUGCCGCGACAAGAUCAUCCGUAUCGGUGCGGCCGACGCAGCCGAACGGUCCUCCAAGUGGGUGGGCGACAGGAAAUCCGUGGACUUUGACUUCCUCCUCCCCGGCGUCAAGGUCAAACAUUACGUCAGUGCCGGUCUCCAGAUGAAAGACAGUCACUGUAUACUCGAUGGGUCCUCGAUCGCCACCGCAUUGGCUGCUGGACUAGCGGGACUGAUCUUGUAUUGCGUUCAGCUGGCCGCCAUCUGUACGCACGCGAACGAGGAGGAGCCGACACCCACAGCCCUGACGGUCAAGGACUAUGAGAAGCUCAAAUCUCUCGAGGUGAUGAAGAAUGCGUUUGAGAACAUAGGAGUAAACGACCAGUUCUUUAUCGAGAUUUGGCACCAGUUUGAUCCGGCGGCACAGAAGAUUGAAAACAGUCACUUUAACAAGGUCAAGUGGUCGGCGGUGGCGGCGAUGGCUCGGAAUUUGAUAAAUAAACACUAA
Molecule: messenger RNA, 3072 nt
Organism: Cladophialophora psammophila CBS 110553
Lineage: Eukaryota; Fungi; Ascomycota; Eurotiomycetes; Chaetothyriales; Herpotrichiellaceae
Exons: 4
Coding region: 1-3072 (1023 amino acids)
Biological process (GO): proteolysis
Molecular function (GO): protein binding; serine-type endopeptidase activity
Source: RefSeq, a predicted model, not a curated record